GCAGGGUCCUGUCUACACAUUGGACUGAGUCAGUGUUAGGAGGACAUUCAGUCAUGUCUGAGGUGCGGGGUGGUGUUCUGCUGCUGCUGUUGGGCCUUCUGUACCUCGGGACACUUUGGCCGGUCCAGGGAGCCCUGCUGGUCUCUCGCUACGAUGCUACGACGAAGGAGACAAGAGGUGCCAUCAGGUCCAUUCAGAAAAGAAGUGUAGACGAUGCAAAGAUGGUGGAGGUGCUCAGUGUCACGGUACACUGUACGGUGGCUUCUCGGUUCGCUCACACAGUCAUGACCUCCAGUGCUUUGAACAAAGCCAACUCCUCCCAGGAAAUAUUCUUCGAGGUGGACCUGCCCAAGACGGCCUUCAUCACCAACUUCAGCAUGGAGAUUGAGGGUCAGAUCUAUGUUGGGGUUGUGAAUGAAAAGGAGCAAGCCAAGAAACAGUAUGAGAAGGCUGUUUCAAGUGGACGGACAGCUGGACUGGUCAAAGCUUCUGGAAGGAAAAUGGAGAAGUUCUCUGUGUCUGUCAACAUUGCAGCCGAGAGCAAUGUGACCUUCAUCCUGACCUAUGAGGAGCUUCUUCGAAGGAAAUUUGGCAAGUAUGAGAUCCUGACCCGAAUAAACCCUAAACAGCUGGUCGAGAACUUUCAGAUUGUGGCUGAUAUCUAUGAGCCCCAGGGCAUUGCCUUUGUGGAUGCCCAUGCAACCUUCCUCUCCAAUGAACUUCUCCCCCUGGUGGAGAAAACGGUCACAGACAACAAGGCACACAUCUUCUUCUCGCCCACGCUGGAUCAGCAGAGGAAGUGUCCAGAGUGUGAUGGGUCUCUGAUCAAUGGGGAUUUCAUCAUCAAGUAUGACGUGAAACGAGCGUCAAGCCUAGGAGACAUUCAGAUCGUGAACGGAUACUUUGUGCAUUUCUUUGCUCCUCCGGAUCUUCCCCGUAUCCGAAAAAAUGUGAUGUUUGUCAAUGACAGGAGUUGGUCAAUGUCAGGCACUAGGAUGGUCCAGUCCCGCUUGGCAAUGGAAUCAAUUCUCUCAGACGUCCAUCCAGAGGACUACUUCGGUAUCAUCUUAUUUAAUGACAGAAUUGAACCCUGGAAAGAAUCCCUUACAAAAGCAACAGAGGAAAACGUGGAUGAAGCCAUUAAAUUUGUCUGGCAACUAUCUCCUAAGGGAGGCACUAACAUCAAUGAUGCCGUAAUUAAGGCCAUCCACAUGCUGCAAGAUGACAGAAGGAACAAGAAGCUCCCAGAGAGAAGUGUGGACAUGAUCAUUUUACUAACCGAUGGAAUGCCAAAUACGGGUGAACGCAACCUUCAAAGGAUCCAGCAGAACGUGUGCAAAGCCAUCGGUGGUAAUAUGACCCUGUUCUGCCUGGGCUUUGGGGAUUAUGUGGAUUACUCCUUCCUGGACGUGAUGGCCAAACAGAACAAUGGCGUGGCCCGCAGGAUCUACGAAGCCUCCGACGCUACCCUUCAGCUGCAGGGUUUCUACGAUGAGGUGGCUAGCCCGCUGUUGUCAGCAGUGGACCUGCGUUACCCUGACAACGCGGUGGAUUCCUUAACCCCUCAUCACUUCAGUCAGUUGUUCAAUGGCUCAGAGAUCGUGGUGGCCGGGCGGCUGUCUGAAAACGACAUGGACAACUUCCUGGUGGAAGUGUUUGCCAAUGGGUUCGAGCAGGACUUCCAGGUGCAGGGCGAGGCUAGUGUCACCGACUGGGACGUGAUCUACCCAGAGAAGGAUUACAUCUUUGGGGACUUCACUGAGCGCCUGUGGGCCUACCUCACCAUCCAACAACUACUGGAGACCAGUAAGAGUGGGCCAGCAGAGAAGAAGAGCAACGCCACGGCCAAAGCCCUGGAGAUGUCCCUGAAGUACAGCUUCGUCACGCCCCUCACCUCCAUGGUGGUCACCAAGCCAGAGACCGAGGAUGGUCCUAGCGGGCCCCUUAUAGCAGACAAGCUGACUGAGGAACAACGGCAGCAGGCUGACAAACAGGGUGCAAAAUAUCUGCACUCAGCCCCUCAAUCAGGCUACAUGACAACUGCUGCUGCUCCUCAUCCUACAUACUUAGUGGAUGGAGAUCCUCAUUUCAUGAUCGAACUGCCAGAGAGAGAGGACGCUCUGUGCUUCAACAUCAAUGACUCACCUGGAACCAUCUUUAACCUGGUCAAAGACCCCUCCAUAGGACUUUUGGUCAAUGGUCAGACCAUUGGAGAUAAGAUGGUUGCCCCUGAUGGUAAAGUCAACACCUACUUUGGCCGCCUUGGUGUUGUCCAUCACUCCCUGGGGGUGAGGCUGGAGGUGACCACUGAGUACAUCACUCUGUCCCAGGAUGGACAAAAGGUCAAGCUGCUGUGGUCAGAUCAAGCUUCCCUAAAAGGACCCAGUGUGGAUCUGCUUUUGACCAAGGACCGGAGCGUCAAGGUGACUUUAAGAGAUUCUGUAAAGUUUGUGAUCCUGCUCCACAAAGUGUGGAAGAUGCACCCCUACCACCAGGACUACCUGGGAUUCUACACUCUGGACAGCCACCUUCUCUCUCCAUCCGUCCAUGGUCUGCUAGGUCAGUUCUACCAUGGGAUUGAGUUUGAAGUUGGAGAUCAACGUCCAGGAGAGGUUCCUGAGAAACCAGACGCCACCAUGUAUGUCAAAGGACAUCAGCUCAAUGUGACCAGAGGUUGGCAACGGGACUUCAGGAAGGAUUUGAAGAGAGGAAAAAAUGUCCCAUGCUGGUUCAUCCACAGUAAUGGGACAGGGCUUAUUGAUGGCAGUGCUGAAGAUUACAUCGUGUCAGGCCUCUUUAAGACAGUUUGACAAGUAGCAGACAAGCUCAUCAAUACUGCGGCACAGUGUAGCUCUUUCACCACACCUUUUCAGUUUCGUAUUAAUAAUAUGCAAGUGUAAUAAGCAUGAGACUCUUAAUGAAGUUCCAAUGCUAUCAAAUUAAUAAAGAAACCCUUGAUUGAUCACAGUACUACAAUAGAGCACCGUAGAGAUCUUUGGAGUUUUGUGAAUGACCAGACAGACACCUGUCAGUUUUUAUUUUCAAGCUCUACAUAGAGUAGUUAAGGAAUCGAUUGGCCGACUGACACAUUUUUAUCAUAAAUAAAUCAUUUAGGUAGUUUAUCGAAUAUUUGUUUUACAAAUGUGCUUUUUAAUUUGCAUUUCAAUUCAAAUAUGAAUGGAUCAUUAUAAAGGAAUCAUUUCUUGCUCGAGUUUUUCUUGGCUGCUUGUUGUCAUAGCCACAUCUGUUGUGCUGUGUGUUGCCCCAACCCCUGUCUGUCUCUGUGCUCUGCCUGCCACCCCUCAACUUUUCGCACCUGGCCUGCUUCGCUCGUCGUUCAAAUACACCUGGUUUCCCUGCAGUCAUCGCCAGAUCGUACUUCGACCCUCUGUGGUAGAUAUUCGUACUGUAGUAACCCGCUCCUUGAAUGAGCCGGGUUACCGGUACAAACGACACGUUUGUAGAAGGUUAAAGCCAUUCCAGGCGUUUAUUAUACAAUCACUUCAAUCAACCAGGGUUCUCGCGGUCUCUAGGGCCUCCGUGGGCCUCUAGGCUUUCUCGCGGCCACGAGCACUUCCUUCCUGCUCCCGAGCCGUGCUGUGCUGUGCUGUGCCUCCUUUUAAAAUGGCUCCUCAGCUUUCGGCCAGGUGUCCCCCAAUCACCCUGAUUGGGGAUCCAGAAGGGCUGCUCCCCGUCGCCGGCUGGUGGGUGGGGGUGGUAUAUCCAGUCCUUUACGGUACCCCGGGCCCGUCCAGGCUGAGGUCUCCGUGGCGGGAUGCCACAGUACCUGACUCCAGUUUUCUCCACUAACUAGUCGAUAUUUUUCCGUUGAAAUCUCGUAUCCAACCUUUUUUUCCUCCUGUCCCACUCCUGGUCUGCUCCAAAUAAACCUUUUCAUAACUCCAA
Molecule: messenger RNA, 3906 nt
Organism: Gadus morhua (Atlantic cod)
Lineage: Eukaryota; Metazoa; Chordata; Actinopteri; Gadiformes; Gadidae
Product: inter-alpha-trypsin inhibitor heavy chain H3-like
Exons: 22
Coding region: 54-2810 (918 amino acids)
Biological process (GO): hyaluronan metabolic process
Molecular function (GO): serine-type endopeptidase inhibitor activity
Source: RefSeq, a predicted model, not a curated record